Trichoplusia ni (cabbage looper) is the source of this 1796-nucleotide messenger RNA. It is a transcript of the gene Drip, whose product is annotated as aquaporin AQPAe.a. NCBI's taxonomy places the organism in Eukaryota, Metazoa, Arthropoda, Insecta, Lepidoptera, Noctuidae. The record is from RefSeq and is a predicted model, not a curated record. The transcript has 8 exons. Gene Ontology annotation, molecular function: water channel activity. Bases 281 to 1120 code for a protein of 279 amino acids. Gene Ontology annotation, biological process: transmembrane transport. Gene Ontology annotation, cellular component: plasma membrane.
AUUUGUUUUAUUAAUUUUAUCUAAACCCUGAAGCAUACUGAACUGUCUGGAUCACUCACAGUUCGCACAUCGCACCGCUCGCACGCGCUGUUGCCAAUACAACAACACACACAAAUCCAGUGCGGUUUAUAAUUCGAUAAUUUAUCGCCAGCUGCGUGCGAGUUUCGUAGCAAGCGUAGCAGUUGUCUACGAGACGUCGCGAUCGUUUGUUCAGUGUAUCGAAUUACGAACGUUCGUUGAUUUUUUUUGAUUUGUGGAGACAGAUUUUAAGUGAAGAAACAUGGCCACAAAGAACGUUACCAAUGUAGAGACUGGUGAUGCUGCAGUAGACGCGCAGAGCGGUCUGCCUGCGCCUGCGCCGGCUCCGACACGGAGGAUGGGCGGGACCUCGUCCAUCAUCGGCCUGUCAGAUGUGACUGACAACAAGCUGAUCUGGAGGCAGCUGGUGGCGGAGCUGGUGGGCACCUUCCUACUGACCUCCAUCGGUGUGGCAUCCGUCAUCUCCAUCUCAGCAUCCAACGCCCCUCAGACGACCAGCAUUGCGCUUUGCUUCGGUCUGCUUGUUGCGUCUAUUGUACAGGCUAUCGGGCACGUGUCGGGCGGUCACAUCAACCCAGCGGUCACUCUGGGCCUGUUCGCGGCCGGUGACGUCAAACUCCUCAAGGCGAUAUGCUACAUCAUCGUGCAGACCCUCGGAGCUGUUGCUGGUGCUGCCUUCAUCAGGCUCGCCGUCCCAGAAGACAAAGUGGGAGGCUUCGGUAUGACUCUGCCCGGACAUGGAGUCACUGAACCACAGGCCCUGCUGGUGGAGGCUCUCAUCACCUUCGUGCUGGUGAUGGUCGUGCACGGCGUGUGCGACGCGCGCCGCAACGACCUGAAGGGAUCCGCGCCCCUCGCUAUCGGUCUCAGCAUCACAGCCUGCCACGCUGCUUGCAUUCCGUUCAGCGGCUCCAGCAUGAACCCCGCCCGUACCUUCGGACCUGCCCUCGUCAUGGGAGUCUGGACCUCACAAUGGGUAUACUGGGUUGGUCCCAUCGUCGGCGGUGUGAUCGCUGGCCUGGUCUACAAGUUCAUCUUCCGCAUCGGCAAGACCGGCGAGAGCGGCUCCUACGACUUCUAGACGACCCGCCGAGACCGCGAGACACCCCCGCCCCGCGGCCGACGCUCCACACGCCUGUCUAUAAACACUGCCUCGCGCAUACUCAACUGACAUACAACAACAAUGCUACGAAAUUGAUUAGAUUUAAACUUAUUUCUAGUUUUGUGAUUAACCAAAAAUAAGUCCAAUUACAAGAUGGACGAGCUCGAUUAAUGUUACAUAAGUUUAUAAUUAUUGAAUCAAAGUUAUUGCAAUGCAAUGGUGAGGUAUGCGCGAGGCAUUCGCCUGGUAUUAGCUUAUUGAUAUAACCCGUUCAGAUGUUGGACCAAAUUGAUAUAGGACAUUGUCAAUGGGCUGUACUUGCUAUGUUAUUGUCUGUCAUUACGCUCGACGAGAAAUCCAAAGGUUUAUUUUCAAUAAUAUUGUUAUUGUUCAUCGAAAAUAUGAAAAAGCCGAUUCGAUACCGUUAUGUCGGAGUAAGAUAUAUAAUUUAAGUUAUAGUGCUAUAAAUAAAGGUAUUAAGUUUAUUUAUAUUAUGUGAAUAAAGUAUUUUUAAGUGGAUGUCCAUAAUAUGUCCAUACUCGAGUGCCUGUGCUAGUUAUGUGAUUAUAAUAUUGUGAGUUAACUUUUAGUGGGUAUCACAUCGAAAUUUCUCACACGAAAUGAAUAUUAUAAAUAAAUAUCAUCAUUAUUAAAA